AUGUUUGCCCCAGGCCAGGAACAGCUCUCCCGCGAGGAAAUCAAGGCUGGUGAGGCUCAGGCCAACCAGACCAUCCAGAUGGCUAUCACCAGUGGAAUCCUCCUUUACCUUUCGCCCUUUGCUAUUGACUUCGUCAAGAGGUUCCUGUAA
Molecule: messenger RNA, 150 nt
Organism: Aspergillus ochraceoroseus IBT 24754
Lineage: Eukaryota; Fungi; Ascomycota; Eurotiomycetes; Eurotiales; Aspergillaceae
Exons: 3
Coding region: 1-150 (49 amino acids)
Source: RefSeq, a predicted model, not a curated record